AUGGCAGCCCAGGCGCGGACCCCUCAGACCCCUCGGUCACGGAUCCUAGGCUGCUCCUCCAUGCUGCGCUUUUUCCGAAACCUGGUGGGGAGUAAGGGCGGUUCUAAGAGUGCUAACAAGCCCCUGACCAGGAGCCAGCCCAGCUCCUCACAGGAGCAAGAUGUUGUCUCCCCAAGGAUGGGCCACCAGGGAGGUCAUGGGAGGAAGGAGCCCCAGGCCAAGGUCCACUCUGCAGCUUCCUCUAGUGGGAAGAGGGAGCCCCCGCCCAGGGUCCUCUCUGCAGCUCCCUCCAACCAGAAGCACGAUGCCUUUGGGCUGGGCACUGGGGACUCAGGGUCCCAGACCCUCACCUCCAAGGAUGUCCAGAAGCUAAGUGCCCAGAGUGUUGAGGUAACAUCAGUUCCUACCAGAGGAACCUGGGAGGUUCUGGAGCAGCUACCUGAGAAGAAAGGAGAGGAGGAGGAGCCAGUAGGGGAGGUCUCCGGGGCCUCAGACAGGGAGCACUUUGGCCAGGCCCUGGAGACAGAACAAGGAUGCUUACAGUGGGUUCCGGGACCCCUGGUGCUCACUCCUGGGGCCCUCAUCAAGGAGGAAGAGGAUGAGGACUGCCCAAUUGAGUUUGGAGACCUCAAGCCGUCCUCUUGCAAGGUGGGGUCCACCCCGUGGAUCUAUUUCCUUGGCUUGUACAAGCAGUUCCAGAAGUCAGCCAUGGCCAAGGCUCAGAGGCCAUCUGCGUCUCAGUUGGCUCUCAAGGACGGCUUGCCCCACGAGGAGAAAGGGGAGAGAGAAGAAGCGGUGGAUGAGAGCAAUCAUAAGUGGUGUGCCCCGCGCGCCUCCAGCGACGAGAGCUGUCCCAAGUGGUGUGCCCCGCGCGCCUCCACCUACCAGUCGCCGCUGCAGAAGGCGUUUAGGUCCACAGAUACAGUGGGUUUUGUGGAGUCGGAGCUGAAGAAGAUUCUGUCAGUGCAACGAGAGGCUCGCCUCUGGAAGGUGGGCAACCCCGAGGGCAGGGAGCUGCUGACCCAGCCAGACAUCACGCUGGAGGAGGCUGGCAUGGUGGACGGCCAGCACCUGCUCCUGGAGGAGAUGGACGAGAUGGGAAACUGGCCCCCUCCGGAGUGA
Molecule: messenger RNA, 1122 nt
Organism: Mus pahari (shrew mouse)
Lineage: Eukaryota; Metazoa; Chordata; Mammalia; Rodentia; Muridae
Product: gametogenetin-binding protein 1
Exons: 6
Coding region: 1-1122 (373 amino acids)
Source: RefSeq, a predicted model, not a curated record